Molecule: messenger RNA, 1137 nt
Organism: Camelus dromedarius (Arabian camel)
Lineage: Eukaryota; Metazoa; Chordata; Mammalia; Artiodactyla; Camelidae
Gene: PDE6D
Product: phosphodiesterase 6D
Exons: 5
Coding region: 200-652 (150 amino acids)
Biological process (GO): sensory perception of light stimulus
Cellular component (GO): cytoplasm
Source: RefSeq, a predicted model, not a curated record
GCGCUCCGAGGCUAGAGGGAAGGAGAAGGGAUCAGGAGCUGGAGCUGAGGGGAGGGAGAGGCCGGACGGGGUCUGGCCGCUGCCGCUGCUCACCGGAGGACUCCAGGCCGGGCUGUGGCACUGUCCUCUGCUCCUGGGCACCGCCUGCGAGGCUCCGCUGAGCCAGCGUGGGAGAGCCGCGGGCGGCGGCCGCCGCAUCAUGUCAGCCAAGGACGAGCGUGCCAGGGAGAUCCUGAGGGGCUUCAAACUAAAUUGGAUGAAUCUUCGGGAUGCUGAGACAGGGAAGAUACUCUGGCAAGGAACAGAAGACCUGUCAGUCCCUGGAGUGGAGCAUGAAGCCCGUGUUCCCAAGAAAAUCCUCAAAUGCAAGGCAGUGUCUCGAGAAUUGAACUUCUCUUCAGCAGAGCAAAUGGAAAAAUUCCGCCUGGAACAAAAAGUUUACUUCAAAGGGCAAUGCCUAGAAGAAUGGUUCUUCGAGUUUGGCUUUGUGAUCCCUAACUCCACAAACACCUGGCAGUCCCUGAUAGAGGCAGCGCCUGAGUCCCAGAUGAUGCCAGCCAGCGUGCUAACUGGGAAUGUUAUCAUAGAGACAAAGUUUUUUGACGACGAUCUUCUUGUAAGCACAUCCAGAGUGAGACUUUUCUACGUUUGAGAGAAGAAUGUGUGUGCAUUUCAAGAAUUUGUUUUUUUAGGGGGAAGGAGGAAACUGUUUGCUUUUUUCCUCCAUAUAUUUGAUUUUUGACACUUCCACCCCGAAUUCCCUCUACGGCAAAACCCACCUGCAGCCACCAGGGGACCAGCGUGUAGGUAACCAGAUGGCCUUUUUCUCUCAAGCCGCCAUCGUCCACUGACCAGACUAAACUCCCAACCCCAGUCCAGGGCAGAGGGCAUGCCUCAACUCCUUCCUGGAGUAGACACAGGGACAAACACACCAUGAGCUAUUCUUGUCACCCUCCCUGCCUCCUUCUUGGGCCCUGCAGGCAACACUUCUCCCUUUGGCCCCUGGUUUUGGAAAAUUUCAUGUUCCUGACCCACAUUUAGUUUUUUCCUACCAUUUCUAUUUCAAACAUUUAACUUGUAAAAUAGACUGUGAUAUUAUUAUUACAUAAUGAAUUAAAACAUAUGAAUUAAAAUAUU